CGACACAAUACUGGCGGAAUUCUCUUGACUCGAAUGAAUGGAACCCUCUCCACCAUCUACGCCCUGUCCUCCGCCACAAUUAUUGAUUCAGUGGUAUUAUAUUAAAAAUCCUCAAGGCAUUUUCUCUUGAGCCUAUCAUGGAGUCAAUCAUAAAUGAACAAUUAUGAAUCUCCGAUGAAUCGAACUCAGAGACAAGGAAAAUGUGGUGUUGCUGUUGUACGAGUAUCGGGUAGUGCUGCCAUCGAAGCUCUCAGAAAAAUGACAAAUUUGACAAAUCCAGAACCGAGAAGAGCCUUCCUAAGAAAAAUAUUUGAUCCUGUUACGCGUGACGUAAUUGACAAGGGAUUGUGUUUAUGGUUUCCAGGUCCCACCUCUUUUACAGGCGAGGACAGUGUUGAAUUUCAAGUUCACGGUGGUUCAGCUAUCCUCCAAGCGAUAAUGUCAGCCCUAGGAAAGCUGAAAUUCCGACCGGCUGAGCCAGGUGAAUUCACGAAACGUGCGUUUUACAACGGAAAAUUAGACUUGACUGAAAUCGAAGGUUUGGCUGAUUUAAUUCACGCAGAAACUGAGCAGCAGAGAAAGCAGGCGCUGCUCCAAGCAGAUGGGAAUCUCAAAAAGCUGUACAAUAACUGGAAGGCUAUUUUAUCGAAGAGUCUAGCACACAUCGAGGCUUAUAUUGAUUUCAGUGAGGAUGACAACCUAGAGGGUAAUAUUCUCACGAUUACGAACCAAACCAUUAAGGAUUUGAUUUCAAUGAUAUCGAAGCAUUUAGCCGAUGGCAGAAAGGGGGAGAUCCUGAGAGUUGGGGUGAGAACGGCUAUCAUUGGUCGGCCGAAUGUUGGCAAGAGCAGUCUCAUGAAUUAUCUGGUUCAGAGAAAUGCUGUAAUUGUAACGCCAAUUGCUGGAACCACCAGAGAUGUCGUGGAAUUGAAUGCUAAUAUUUGUGGGUAUCCUGUGAUCCUAGCUGACACUGCAGGACUUGCUGAGAGGACACAGGAUAUUGUUGAGAUCGAGGGAAUUAGGAGAGCUAAAGGUUAUGCUAAACAUGCAGAUCUCAUUAUUCUGAUGAUCGAUGCAUCUUCAUUCGUGGCGAGUCAAUUGGAUUUUCCAGAGUACCUGAAAAAUUAUAUUAACCAAUUAGAGAUGAGUGAGAUUAUCUCAGCGGAUAAUGGGCUGUCAAGGAAUUGUGUUAUCGUUGUUAAUAAAACUGAUUUAAUUGAAGAGGAGGUAAAAAAAGAAUUGAGAAAAAUUGAGGCUGUUUCUAUUUCAUGUACCACUGAGGAAGGAUUUGGAGAGUUAAUGGAAUCGUUGGAGAAGAAAUUUCAAACGAUUUGUGGCAACCCAUCUCGAGAGGACCCGACGAUAAGUCAAGCGAGGCACAGGACGCACUUAACUAAUUGCGUGGAGUAUUUAGAAAAGUAUCUGGAGAUGAGUUCCAGGGAGAAGUACGAUAUGGUGAUAGCUGCUCAACAAAUUCGUAAUGCCAUGCGGGAACUGGGGAAGAUUACAGGCGAUAUUAGCACUGAAGAAAUUCUAGAUAUUAUUUUUACAAGUUUUUGUAUAGGAAAAUGAGAGGAAUAAAUGACAAAUUCAGUGAU
This is a messenger RNA of Fopius arisanus, 1598 nucleotides long. Its product is annotated as tRNA modification GTPase GTPBP3, mitochondrial. Gene Ontology annotation, molecular function: GTPase activity; protein binding; GTP binding. Gene Ontology annotation, biological process: tRNA methylation; tRNA wobble uridine modification. Bases 154 to 1572 code for a protein of 472 amino acids. The transcript is spliced from 5 exons. NCBI's taxonomy places the organism in Eukaryota, Metazoa, Arthropoda, Insecta, Hymenoptera, Braconidae. The record is from RefSeq and is a predicted model, not a curated record. Gene Ontology annotation, cellular component: mitochondrion; cytoplasm.